Messenger RNA from Rhopalosiphum maidis (corn leaf aphid), 1644 nucleotides. Its product is annotated as wee1-like protein kinase. Gene Ontology annotation, biological process: protein phosphorylation. Lineage: Eukaryota; Metazoa; Arthropoda; Insecta; Hemiptera; Aphididae. The coding region runs from base 200 to 1594 and encodes 464 amino acids. The transcript has a single exon. Gene Ontology annotation, molecular function: ATP binding; protein kinase activity. The record is from RefSeq and is a predicted model, not a curated record.
GAUGGUCCGAAUUUGGAGUUGUGAAAAAUUAUUUUAAUGACCCUCUUUAGACUUGGGCAGCGUUUGCUAUUUACUAUUCAAUUGGUAGGUAAGCACCUUAAACUUCCGAAGUGUAGUGUUUCGAGUUGGUAGGAAAAACAUGACAACAGUGACGAUUCAUUGGACCUGUAAACUUAGUGCCUAAACGAAACUCACUGUCAUGGACAUUUCCGUCGGCUUUUUCAGCGUUUUCCUCGCGUUGUUUUCAAUCGUUUAUUAUUUCGUGAGAAAUAGAUCGUUUGGAUGUUUUCCCUCGUCAACACCGUUGAUCGCCGUCGCCAUUCCGCAAUCGGCGGUGCACCUUGGAUCGCCACUGCCCCCGACUGACACCAACGGUGUAUCAACCAGACUUUCCGACAAGUUCCGCGUGUCGGUUAAUCCGUUCACGCCGACCGGUAUUGAGAUAUUGAAAAACAGAAAGAAACGCUUUCCCAGAUCGAAUAACUGCAACAUCGCCAGUUCUGAGAGCGGCGGCAGUGAUGACUGCGAUCAGUCCACCCCACCCGGUAAUAAAACACCUGCUUCCGCACAUCCAUCUGUCAUCAAACGUCUGAAUCGUUUGAUGAAUAGUGGCGAGGUGACUAACGUCAGUAUACGUGAAUUGCAGACCUCCCGAUUCCACGAAGAGUUCAGAAUAGACGAGUUUAUCGCCGCCGGUAGUUUCGGUGUCAUAUACAAAUGUACAAAUUUGUUUGACGGAAUACCCUAUGCGAUUAAAAAAAUCAAACAGACAACGUAUAAGAGUACGGAGUAUUUGGUCCGUAAGGAGGUGUACGCAAACUCGGCGUUCGGACGACAUCCAAAUUUGGUUUCGUACUUUACGGCGUGGUACGAAAGAGGUCAUAUUUACAUUCAAACAGAAUUCUGCCAUGGUGGUACCCUGGAACGCAUGAUUCACGAGUCUGAUCAUGUGUUCUGUGACAAUGCUCUAAGGCGAUUGUUGUGGCACGUGUGCAAUGGUCUGGCUCACAUUCAUUCCAAAAAACUUGCUCAUUUGGACAUAAAAGCAGCAAACAUAUUGAUAUGCAAGACUAAUGGGGCAUUGGUGUUUGCUCAUGAUCUAGACGAUGAUGAAGAAAUAAUUGACAAAGAUAUUGUUUACAAGAUAGGUGACUUUGGGCAUACAAUAUGUAUUGAAGAUGUCCGAAGUAUUGAAGAUGGAGAUUCUCGCUAUUUACCUAAAGAACUAUUACGUGACGAUUAUUCUCAGUUGCAGAAAGUUGAUGUGUUUUCUACUGCGCUUACAGUAUACGAGGCUGCAACUCAAAAACAUUUACCUAAAAAUGGACCAGAAUGGCAUCGUUUAAGAAAUGGUGAAUUUUCGUUACCUCAAACUCUCUUUAUAAGUACUAGUCUAGAAAAAUUGCUUAAAAAAAUGGUUGAUUUGGAUCCUUCCAAUAGGCCUAGUGCUUCUAAAGUGGUCAAUCUUUUGCUCGAUAGAGGAAUGGCAGCUUCAAAAGAUCAAGAUGAAAUGGAAAUAUUGAAAUUAAAGGAUCAAUUCCUUACACCUUGGUUAAUCGAUUUUAAACCGUCAAGAACAGCAAUAUCAGAUUGAGAUUUAUCUUUAAUGACUGACAAUUGUAAGAAAAUUGAAGACUAUUGAAC